AUGGAGAAAGAUAAGCAGUUAUUAGAGAAGGAGGAUAAAUUCAAACAGUCUCUGAAAGUGAAACUGGAGAUGGCUAAAUUUCUGCAGCAGACUCUGGAUGAGAUGGCAGUCACUGGUAAAGGACACAGUUCAAAGGCAGCCAAAGAUUUUGUUGAGUUUUUCGAAAAGGUAAGAACAGAAGGUGGAGGAUUAACGAGUAACGAAGAAAUCUUGAAGUUCUCCAAGUUGUUUGAAGAUGAAAUUACAUUGGAUUCCUUGACGAGAUCACAGCUGAUGGCAUUGUGUAGGGUUCUGGAACUGCAACCCUUCGGCACUACCACCCUGCUUCGCUUCCAGCUGCGGAUGAAACUCAGAAGUCUCGCUGCUGAUGAUGUGAGAAUCAAGAAGGAAGGAGUGGAUUCGUUAACUCAAUCUGAACUUCAGCAGGCAUGUCGUGCCCGUGGGAUGCGUGCUCUGGGCAUGUCGGAGGAACGGUUGCGUGCGCAGCUCACACAGUGGCUGGAUCUAAGUCUCAAUGAGAAGGUGCCGCCAUCACUGUUGCUGCUUUCACGCGCAUUCAUGCUGCCUGAGACCAUUACUACCACAGAGAAAUUGGUGGCCACAAUCUCCGCUCUACCAGACACAGUUGCCACAAAGACAAAGGCUGUUAUAGGUGAGAGAGAAGGAAAAGUGGACAAUAAGACAAAGAUAGAGCUUAUAAAAGAGGAGGUGGCUAAGAUCCAAGAGGAGAAGAAGGAGAUCGAGGAAGAAGCUAAGGUGGUGGUAAAACUGGAUAAGGAAGUGAUAGUAGACAAGGCUCCUACACUCACCGACACAGCAACAGUGCUCAUUGAUAAGGCUAAAGAAGAGAAGGACCUGUCUAGUAAAGAGCUGGGCGAGACACUGGAAGACGUGUUGGACACAGUAGGCAAAGACAAGAAGAAAAUGAUCAUCGAGAAGGAGGAGCUUGAUGAUCUCAAGGAGGAAAUGAAGGAUUACCAAGAGGAUGUACAAAACCUGAAGGAGGUGACAAAGUUGGCGAAGGAGGCCAAGGCAGUGGAAGUGGAAGUGAAGGAGUCAAAGGCAGCCAAGCGGCUUUCCCGUACUGUCAACAGGAUGAUCUCCAAGAUGGAUGCUGCCUUGGCUGAACUCGAGAAAAAAGAGAUGGCCAAGAAGGAGAGUUUGCAAAAAGUGGUUACUCAAUCAACUAGUGAUGAAAUGUUGAGGGUGGACGAGUUGAUAGAAGCCAUCCACAAACUGCAGAAGGUUCCUGAUGCCUCACGCCUGGCCAGCAUUGCUGAAGUGUUGGGAAAGAUCGAUGUUGACAAGGAUGGCGUUGUCAAAGUUGAUGAUCUCCUUAAGGUUCUGGAGGUGAUUGGUCGAGAGAACAUAAAACUGAACGAAAAACAGAUCGAUGAGGUGAUAGAGCUGCUGAAGAAGGAAGAAGCAAUCAGUGAAGAGAAAGUCGGGGAAGCUGGUAAACCAGCUGAGUCGAAGGAUAGUAGUGAUAACAAGAUGAAAGAGGCUGUGGAGAUGUUCAAGGUGACUAUGCCACCACUACAGGAGCCAGACUCUCAGUUACCGAGUCCACCAGUUGGCCAGGGAGUCAAGAUCAGUGGUGAGCCACCAUCGUGUGCUGCCAUUGAGCAAAAGGCCAAUGGACCAACAGAAACGCCUCCUACAAAGUCGUGAUUUAUUUUAGUUUAACUUAAGUAUUUGUAUUGUGUAAAUGUCUUGUUAACAAUAUAUAAAUAAUUAUUCAGAA
Messenger RNA from Homalodisca vitripennis (glassy-winged sharpshooter), 1744 nucleotides. It is a transcript of the gene Letm1, whose product is annotated as mitochondrial proton/calcium exchanger protein. Lineage: Eukaryota; Metazoa; Arthropoda; Insecta; Hemiptera; Cicadellidae. The record is from RefSeq and is a predicted model, not a curated record. The transcript has 11 exons. Bases 1 to 1671 code for a protein of 556 amino acids. Gene Ontology annotation, cellular component: mitochondrial inner membrane. Gene Ontology annotation, biological process: intracellular monoatomic cation homeostasis. Gene Ontology annotation, molecular function: calcium ion binding; ribosome binding.